This is a messenger RNA of Nicotiana attenuata, 2646 nucleotides long. RefSeq lists its product as uncharacterized. Gene Ontology annotation, biological process: DNA integration. The record is from RefSeq and is a predicted model, not a curated record. Bases 1 to 2646 code for a protein of 881 amino acids. NCBI's taxonomy places the organism in Eukaryota, Viridiplantae, Streptophyta, Magnoliopsida, Solanales, Solanaceae. The transcript has 2 exons. Gene Ontology annotation, molecular function: nucleic acid binding.
AUGGCUCCAUCAGAAACCUCAUCUGAUACUUCUACUUCUACCUUACCUAAUAAUUCGAUUACUGUUGAGCCCUCAAACCCACUGUACCUCUAUCCUACUGACAACCCUGGUACUGUCAUUGUUGCCGAUCGAUUCAACGGUAUGGGAUAUGGAAGUUGGAGAAGGGGAAUGCUGAUCGGUUUGUCGUGUAAGAAUAAGCUCGGCAUAAUCAAUGGGACUAUUUCCAAACCUAAUGCUACAUCUCCAUUCUAUGAGCCUUGGUGUCGAUGUAACGACAUGGUAAUUGCUUGGAUACUGAACAGUUUGGAAGCUGAAAUUAGGGAAAGUGUUAUGUAUACAGAGUCAGCUGCAAAGCUAUGGAAGGACAUUGAGAAACGAUAUGGACAGCCCAAUGGCAGCAAAGUGUAUCAGAUCCGUAAGGCUCUAUCAUCUAUUUCUCAAGGAGCUUCGAACAUUGCUUCCUAUUUUUCCAGAAUUAAGAAGUUGUGUGAUGAGCUAGCAUAUUCCAUAACAUAUCCUGAUUGUGUGUGUGGAUGUAAAGAGGCUUUCCAAAAAUUGGAAGAAGAUCAGAAGCUUCACCAGUUCCUUAUGGGUUUGAACGACAAUUAUUCCACCAUCAGGAGGAACAUUCUGGCCAUGAAACCUCUUCUAGACAUAGACACUGCGUAUGCUAUGCUGGUUAAUGAUGAAAGUCAAUGUGAGGCACAAGCUUUAGUCCCAUCUUUCUCUUCCGAGUCUGCUUCUUUCUCCACUGGUGUUCAGAAACCAUAUACUGGUUCUUCCCCUGUUGGCAUGCAGAAAACCUAUUCACAAAAGGUUAAUUUCGAUUCUAAAAGGGCAAGUGUCAUAUGCAAGUACUGCAAAAAGCCUGGCCACACCAUAGAAAAAUGUUACAAACUUCAUGGGUAUCCCAACACUUUUCAGAACUCCGUCCAGUCCAAUAGGUUUAAGAAGCCCGCUGGUUAUGCUCAUGUUUCAGAGGCUCAGAGUCUGGGGCCAACAGAUGGGUGUACUUCUGAUAAUAGGAUUGAACAUUAUGAUUCUCAGAACCAUGGUUUCACAAAGGAACAGUAUGAACACUUGCUGAACAUGUUUCAUCAGUCCAAGGUCUCUCAUGAUGCUACUGCCUCUGGAUCUGCCAACUUUGCAGGUUUGGGCCUUUCUCUGAAGAGGCCACUGGUUCUUGGUAAAAUUUCAAAUGGACUUUAUCUGCUACAAUCCACUCCUACCUCAAUUUCUGCUACUUCAAUUGGUAAAGCUGUCAGUGCUAAGACUGCUGACUCUAUUGCUUCUUCAUCUUGUUUUGCUCCUGUCAACAUUGUAAAUACCAUUGAUGCUAAUACAACUGCUUCUACUUCUGUGCUUUCUACAAAUGAUUAUGUACCUGACAACACUGUAGAUACCAUUGAUGCUAAUAAAACUGUUUCUACUUCUGUGCCUUCUACAAAUGAUUCUGUUCCUGUUUUUAGUUUUGAUAUGUUUUGGCAUCUUCGACUUGGUCACAUGACUUUCCAUAAGAUGAAGUCUGUUACUCAUAUUAAGGAUAAACUAUCUAAGAAACAGUCUUUUGUUUGUGAAGUUUGUCCAAUGGCUAGGCAGCAAAGACUUCCCUUCCCUGAAAGUUCCAUUAAGACUACCAAGCCUUUUCAACUUAUUCAUGUGGAUUUAUUGGGUCCUUACCACACACAAACAUACAAUGGUUUUAGGUAUUUUUUGACCAUUGUAGAUGUCUUUACUAGGGCUACUUGGACUCAUCUGUUGUCUACCAAGUCUAAUGCUUUUACUUUGUUAAAAUCCUUCAUAUUUCUAGUCCAAAAUCAGUUCCAUUCUUCUGUCAAGACUCUCAGGUCUGAUAAUGCUUUUGAGUUAGGAUCCAGUGCUGAAGCCACCUCAUUCUUCUGUAAUCAGGGAAUCAUUCACCAAACUUCAUGUCCACAUACUCCUCAACAGAAUGGAGUUAUGAAAAGAAAACACAAACAUUUGUUAGAAACAGCUAGAUCCUUACUUUUUCAGUCUAAACUUCCACUAAAAUAUUGGGGGGAAUGUGUACUUACUGCCACUUAUUUGAUCAAUAGGUUUCCUUCACCUCUUUUAAAUCAUAAAACACCCUUUGAGCUACUUUUUGGUAUUCCUCCUAUAUACUCACACCUUAGAGUUUUUGGUUGUCUAUGCUUUGCUGCUGUGCCUAAGCCACAUAGGGAUAAAUUUCAUUCAAGGACUAUUUCUUGUGUGUUUCUUGGAUAUAACAUGACUAAAAAGGCCUUUAAGUUGUUGAAUCUGACCAAACACAAUGUUUUCUUUUCUAGAGAUGUUCAAUUUCAUGAGUCUAUUUUUCCCUAUUCUUCUCCCUCUCCUACUUGCAUUUUCCCUUCUACUACGCAUAUAUAUGCUGAUUUCUCUGUUUCCUCUCCUCAAGCUCCCUCUCCUCAAGCUACCUCUGCUCCAGUUUCUGCUUCUACCUCUUCUUCCUUUGUUCUUGUUGUUUCUGUACCUUUGAGGAGGUCAUCUAGACCUACCAAUCCCCCAUUUUUUCUCAAAGAUUAUGUUUGUACCAAUGUUUCAAUUUCUAAGGAUACUACCUUUGUUCCUGAAGGUUGCUUGCCUGAACCACAAUUCAAUCAUCAGGCAGUUUCUAACCCUGCCUGA